AUGGAUUAUUUGGAGCACGCACAUCAGCCCUGCCACGACACACUGAAGGAUUCCAACAAUCUCAUGGCAGUCCAUUUCAGUCUCCCAAGUCCAGGCAAAAGAGGCAGAUUCCAGGAGUGCGGCGUACUGACCGGGAAGGUGGCACGUAAGGCGUGUCCCCAGAGGAAGCAGGAUCCCUCUCGCAGGGGAGUACUUGCGCAGCCCGAGUUUCCUGCUGCAGGCGGAGGAGAUGGCGGAGCUAUUCACGCUGAAAAAGGUGAACGCUCUCCACUGAAUUUGCUGCAAUCACCCAACUACAACGGGCCAGCCAUCACCAUCAAAGCACCAGUUAACCACAGACUCAAUCACUCUGCUAAUGAAGCCCAUCUGUCAAGCAAUGGCAAAGAGCAUUCCCCUGGACUAAUGACUGGCAAAGCGCAGGGGAAAGUGAACGAGAAGGGAAGAAAUGACAAAAUGGAAGAUGGCAAGUUACCAAUAGGAUAUGGCUCGAAGUCUUCUUGCCAGUGGAAUGAAGCAACAGCAGAAGAUGGCAGGAUUCAUGAGGAGUCUAAAGGUGAACAGAAUGAUGACGAGAAGAGGAAGGAGAGAGGAGGAGGCGAGCCAAAGGAUGAAGAGAAGACGGAGCAGAAAUUGUACAAGAUAGCCAAUGAACUCCUGCAGACAGAGAGGGCCUACGUGGCUCGUCUCCACCUGCUUGACAAGGUGUUCUGCUCACGCCUAACAGAAGAGGCCGGUCGAGGCUCAUUCCCUCCCGAGGUGAUCAAAAAUAUCUUCUCCAACAUUUCCUCCAUCUACUCCUUCCAUAGCCAGUUUCUGCUACCUGACCUAGAAAACUGCAUCAGCCACUGGCGCGAGAGCCCAGGCCUGGGUAAUGUCCUGCUGCAACACGCACCCUUCCUGAGGAUGUACGCCGACUACAUGAGGAACUUUGACCAGGCAAUGGAGCUAGUGAGGACCUGGACCGAACGCUCCUCUGCCUUCAGAAACAUCAUCCAAGACGUACAGAGUCAGGAGGUGUGUGGCAGCCUGACCCUGCAGCACCACAUGCUGGAGCCAGUCCAGAGGGUUCCACGUUACGAGAUGCUGCUCAGGGAUUACCUGAAGAAACUGCCCGAGGACAACCCAGAUUAUCAGCCGGCUCACAAGUCCUUCCGGACCAUUUCCAUGGCAGCCACCCACUCAAACAGCGCCAUCCACAAAGCCGAGAGCCUGAAGCGGCUGCUGGAGAUUUAUGAGAUGGUUGGAGAGGAGGAAGUGGUCAACCCAACCAACGAGUUCCUCAAGGAGGGUCGCCUGCUCAAGCUUGCUGCCAGGAACACAUCGGCCAUGGAGAGGCAUCUAUUCUUGUUCAACAACUUUCUGCUGUGCUGCACUCCUAAGUUCAGCCUCGUUGGGCAGCGUUUUACUGUCCGCUGCAGGAUCGGAGUGGAUGGCAUGCAGGUGCAGCAGACCACCAAUGAAGGCCAUCCAUACACCUUCCAGGUCUCUGGAAAGGAGAGGACCCUUGAGCUGCAGGCCAGCUCUGAACAAGAUAGAGAUGAGUGGAUAAAGUUAAUUCAGGAAGCCAUUGAUGUGUUUCAGAAGAAAAAUGAAACCUUCAAGUUGGCUUCUAAGGAGCUAAACGUAGAAGAACCAACUGAAGAACUUGGCCGACGUGCCCCUCGCUGGAUCAGGGACAACGAGGUGACCGUGUGUAUGAAAUGCCAGGAACCCUUCAACGCGCUCACCAGGAGAAGACACCACUGCAGAGCCUGUGGCUGCGUGGUGUGCUGGAAGUGUUCAGACAAUAAAGUGGCUUUAGAGUAUGACAAUAACAAGCUGAACAAAGUGUGUAAAGCCUGCUACUCCAUCCUGACCGGUCAGAGAGGGGAGAGGGUGGAGGGGAAGAAGAGACGAAUAGUGGAGCUGGAGGCAUCUCCAGUGUCCACUGACGGCGUGAUGAGUGGCUUCCUGCUGUACGGUGACAACCCCAAGACCUGGCAACAGGUGUGGUCGGUUAUCAGCAGAACUGAACUUCCGACCCUCUGUCUGUACGCUGCUCCACAGGAUGUAAAGCCCCUAUCCUGUAUACCUCUGCUGGGCUACAGAGUGGAGGAUUCCCUUCAAGAGCUCCAGGGUCAGCCUUGUUUCUGUUUAAGCCAAUCCAGAGCAACCCACACGUUCUCCUGCGAUAGCUUGGACCUCAAACAGAGCUGGCUGACUGUUCUUAAAGUUGCUGUGACAGGCAGGAUGCCACUCAGUGGCUAUGACAUCACCACAAGUGGCUCCAGAUGUGGAAUUAAGGGUAAUGUGAAUGAUGGAAGAGUCUCUAGUGGUGAGGAAUUUAUCAUCAAUGGCAACAUAGAAAACUACUCCUGAAUGUUUGAGAUUAGCCACGAUGGAAAGGAAGAAAUACAAGCAUAUACACGAACACACAGCAACAAAUGAAACAAGUGCACUGAUAAUAAAGACGGUGGCUUUGAACUGCACAUUUUGAUAAAAUGAAUGAAAUGUAGAAAUGAAAUUCAGGAAUGUAAAGAUUGUUGAUAAAUAAUAUUCAGACUGAGAACUGUGUUUUCCUUAUAAGUGGCAAUGCACUUUAUUUCUGAAAUGGUUUACAGUAAAAUAAAUAAAGUGAAGGUGUUUUAACAUGAC
Molecule: messenger RNA, 2634 nt
Organism: Morone saxatilis (striped sea-bass)
Lineage: Eukaryota; Metazoa; Chordata; Actinopteri; Moronidae
Product: FYVE, RhoGEF and PH domain-containing protein 4-like
Exons: 14
Coding region: 1-2358 (785 amino acids)
Biological process (GO): cytoskeleton organization; filopodium assembly
Cellular component (GO): cytoplasm
Molecular function (GO): guanyl-nucleotide exchange factor activity; metal ion binding
Source: RefSeq, a predicted model, not a curated record